Debaryomyces tyrocola is the source of this 1173-nucleotide messenger RNA. The record is from the annotation of a GenBank genome assembly. NCBI's taxonomy places the organism in Eukaryota, Fungi, Ascomycota, Pichiomycetes, Serinales, Debaryomycetaceae.
AUGAUAUAUUUACUUGUAUCAAGUAUUUUUAUUCUUCAGACAAUCAAGGGACAGCCAGUUGAGCCUGAACCAGUCAAAUCCUUGAAUUUACAAAGUCCAGGUGAGGACACCUCUCAAACUUACGUGUUCACUUAUAAAGAUAAUGCUACACCUAGUUAUGCCCAAUCCAAUGCGAAGCCAACAACUACUAGUUUGUAUGGGUCAGCAUACUCUGACGUAGAACAUCUUUUGGGGAGUAUAUCUACAACUACUUGGGGUAGUUGGAACCCAUCAGCUACUGGAGUGGCUACUGAUCUGGAUGAUCCAUAUGGUCAAUAUGCAUGGUCACAAAUGUGGAAAGAUGCGAAUAUCCAAAAUUUCACAAAUUCUGCUUUAUAUAGCACCACCGUGGAACCAACAUCGGUGCCAACUGAAUCGUUAAUUUUACCUCCGUCUGAUGCUUUUAAAUUUGAAUCUAACUUGACCUAUCCAAGCGACUUCAUCUUCGGUGUGGCCGGCUCAGCUUCCCAGAUUGAAGGUGCAAUUGCAGAGGAAGGUCGCUCACCAACCAUCCAAGAAAAAUUAGUCUUAGACUCAAGGCCUAAGGAUUACAUAACUAAUGAAAAUUACUAUCUUUAUAAACAGGAUAUUGCAAGAUUGGCUGCAAUUGGUGUAAAGCACUAUUCAUUUACUAUUCCUUGGUCACGGAUUUUACCUUUCGCCCUACCAGGUACUCCGGUGAAUCAACAGGGAAUUGAUCAUUAUGAUGAUUUGAUUAAUACUUGCCUUGAAUACGGAAUAGUCCCUAUUGCCACUUUGACACAUUUUGACACACCAUUGAUGUUUAAUGAAGGUACACCGGUAAAUGACAGUAGUUCUUUUUACUAUUAUGGUGGUUAUAAAAAUGAUGCUUUCGUUGAUGCCUUCGUUAAUUACGGGAAAAUUGUAUUAGCACAUUACUCAGAUAGAAUACCGGUAUGGGUUGGUUUUAAUGAACCAUAUUUAUAUUCGGGUAAUGCAUUAGGUGUAAAGCAUGUAAUCCAAGCGACAUCAAAGCUUCACAAGUUUUAUCACAAGGAACUAAAUGCUACUGGAAAAUUCGGUAUAAAACUAAAUAAUAAUUUUGGAGACCAUCAAACCCCGAAGACAAGGAAGAUGUUGCAGCAGCUUCUAGGUAUCAGGAUUUUUAUUUAG